AUGGCAAAUCGUACCGAGAAAACCGCUAAAACCGUUAAAGGAACUAAUCCACAAUUUUUGGUGGAAAAAAUCAUUCGCCAGCGUAUUUAUGAUAGUAUGUACUGGAAGGAACAUUGCUUCGCAUUAACAGCGGAAUUGGUUGUUGAUAAAGGAAUGGAGCUGCGGUAUAUUGGAGGAAUCUACGCUGGUAACAUUAAGCCGACCCCAUUUUUGUGUUUGGCGUUGAAGUUGCUUCAAAUCCAGCCGGAUAAAGAAAUUAUAAUUGAAUUCAUCGAACAAGAAGAAUUCAAAUAUAUCCGAGCUCUUGGUGCCAUGUAUCUCCGGCUCACUUUUGAUUCCGUCGAGAUUUACAAAUAUUUGGAGCCUCUUUACAACGAUUUCCGAAAAUUGCGGUAUAUGAACAAGAUGGGAAGGUUUGAAAUCAUUCAUAUGGAUGAAUUUAUUGAUCACUUGCUACGUGAUGAUCGUUAUUGUGAUAUUCAACUUCCUCGUUUACAGAAGAGAGUUGCUCUAGAAGAAGUUAAACUACUCCAGCCCUACAAAAGUCUUCUUGAUGACGAUCUUCUCGGAAUGAGUUCAUCUGACAGCGAAGAAGAAGAAGUUAAAAAGGAGAAACCACGAUUAACAUCAAAACGACGAAGUCGUAGUAGAGAUCGCGAACGUGAUGUCGGUGAUCGUCGCGAGGAUUAUGAGCGCGAACGAAAUCGCGAAAGAAAGGAUCGAGGAGAGGAAGCCAGUUCAAGCAGAAGAGAUCGCGGUGACCGAGAUAAGGACCGCGAACGGGAUCGCAGACGAGAACGAAGUAGAGAUCGAGAGAGAGAUCGCGGUGAUAGAAGAGAUGAUGAUCGCCGGGAUCGUGAUCGUGACCGUAAGAAGGAUCGAGAUCGUGAUGACAAAAAGAAGAAUUCGAAUAAAGUUGAUGAGGAGCGCGAAAUUGCUGAAAUGAAUGCGCUCCGGGCUAAUCUUGGUUUGGCCCCACUCGAACGAUAA
Molecule: messenger RNA, 990 nt
Organism: Caenorhabditis bovis
Lineage: Eukaryota; Metazoa; Nematoda; Chromadorea; Rhabditida; Rhabditidae
Source: the annotation of a GenBank genome assembly